AGUCUAUCUAACUCUCUCUCUACUGCAAUUUUUAGGGUUUUAUCCUCCGAAAGUCUCAACCUUUUUCUUAUCCUCAACAAGGUAUCAUCACUCACUCUCUUCUCUUUAGCUACCCACUCCCUCUCUCUUCACUGUCUAUUCGUAUUAUAGAAAUCCUUUACAACGAGAAUUGAAUACAAAGGUUUGAACUUUGGGCGGAUAAAGUAAUCUAGUUCGCUCAAUAGUGGUUGGGUUUUACUCUUAUUUUGGAGAAAUGGCGGCGACUCAACUUACAGCGUCACCAGUGACUAUGUCAGCAAGGAGCUUAGCCUCGCUGGAUGGUCUCAGAGCUUCGAGUGUCAAGUUUUCAUCUUUGAAACCAGGGACCCUUAGACAGAGCCAGUUCCGUCGUUUGGUUGUCAAAGCUGCUUCUGUUGUUGCCCCUAAGUAUACUUCAAUUAAGCCAUUGGGAGAUCGAGUUUUGGUGAAGAUCAAGGAGGCAGAGGAGAAGACUUUAGGUGGUAUCUUACUUCCAUCCACUGCUCAAUCAAAACCUCAAGGAGGUGAAGUCGUUGCCGUGGGUGAAGGAAGAACUAUUGGGAAGAACAAAAUUGAUAUCACUGUCCCUACUGGAGCACAAAUUAUCUACUCCAAAUACGCAGGAACUGAGGUGGAGUUCAAUGAUGUGAAGCAUCUUAUCCUCAAGGAAGAUGAUAUUGUUGGCAUUCUUGAGACAGAGGACAUCAAAGAUCUCAAACCUUUGAAUGACCGAGUCUUUAUUAAGGUUGCUGAGGCGGAGGAGAAAACAGCUGGAGGGUUGUUGUUAACCGAGACUACCAAAGAGAAGCCUUCUAUUGGCACGGUGAUAGCAGUUGGACCGGGUUCCCUAGACGAGGAAGGUAAAAUUACGCCUCUACCAGUAUCAACCGGAAGCACAGUACUUUACUCCAAGUAUGCUGGUAACGACUUCAAGGGCAAAGAUGGUUCCAACUACAUUGCCCUCAGAGCUUCAGAUGUGAUGGCUAUACUUUCUUAGUUAUGUUAUAUCUUUGUAAUCUGCAACUUGUAUCCCAAUUGUGGAAAUUUUUUCCGUAAACGGCCUGAGCAUAAUCUGGAAUAAAGACUUGAGUUUGAAAAUAAAAAAGAAUCUUUGUCUGUGAGAGAACUCUUC
Arabidopsis thaliana (thale cress) is the source of this 1150-nucleotide messenger RNA. It is a transcript of the gene CPN20, whose product is annotated as chaperonin 20. Gene Ontology annotation, biological process: protein folding. Gene Ontology annotation, molecular function: protein folding chaperone; ATP binding; transition metal ion binding. Bases 254 to 1015 code for a protein of 253 amino acids. The record is from RefSeq and is marked reviewed. The transcript is spliced from 7 exons. Gene Ontology annotation, cellular component: chloroplast. NCBI's taxonomy places the organism in Eukaryota, Viridiplantae, Streptophyta, Magnoliopsida, Brassicales, Brassicaceae.